Messenger RNA from Laccaria bicolor S238N-H82, 999 nucleotides. RefSeq lists its product as uncharacterized. The record is from RefSeq and is a predicted model, not a curated record. Lineage: Eukaryota; Fungi; Basidiomycota; Agaricomycetes; Agaricales; Hydnangiaceae. The transcript is spliced from 6 exons. Bases 1 to 999 code for a protein of 332 amino acids.
AUGGACUUAUACCUCCUCGAUACACUAGUAUUCAACAAAAUACACAGCCAGCCUUGCAUGUAUCUUCAAAUGCUCUGGUACAUAGCUUAUUUAAGAUUUUGGCAAACCAAAGUCAUUCAUGGAUGGGAAGAGUUUUUCAUUUGGGUGUAUCAAGGACCUGUAAAAGACUGUACAAUUUUUGCUAAAGCCCAGGUGAACCCGAAAUCCACCCAUAUUUGGACUCAACUGAUGGAUUCGGACUUAUCCCUGGUUCUACAACAAGGCUAUGGCCACCCUCGUCAACAGUGUCGGGCUAGCCAGCUUCCAUUAGCUGCACAAGAAUUUCAUGCUACUUCCCUCGCCUCCGUCUCAUACCCCGUGAGGCAGGUAAUGAUACCCUUUUCCCUCCACACCGUCGUCCUCCACCCCACCUCAAACAUACAUGCAUUCAUUAACACCCUCCGCCUCCAAGACGAAUAUAGCCAGGUUUCGGACAACACACAGAUGUCUGAGUACUGUGGCGCAUAUUGGAAUUUACACAUCCUCAUGCCCCACCUUCCUCUACGUGCUUUGCUCCUGUGUCAGCGAUGCAGCCCCAUGGUCAGCGAUGCAGCCCCAUGGUCAGCGAUGCAGCCCCAUGGUCAGCGAUGCAGCCCCAUGGUCAUCUGCUCUCCCCCCUCUUUUGCGGCUGCGCCGCACACUUCACCGAGCGCUGUCUUGCGACCUACAUUGACUCUGAGGAUUUGGUCUAGCUGUCCCUUUGUCGCCUUGUUGACAUUACAUACUACAUGCCCCCGUCACUAUGCCUCAAAUCAUUUCAAUAUCAACCCCGCCACCAUGUUAACAUCAUCGGCUCGCGACUUGUUCACAUUCGGAGAUGACAGUGUGCCUGUGUGCACCACUGACGGCGAUCAUAAACUAAAGCACCCUGUGUUCUGGCACUCUACUUACUUUCAGAUUGUACAGGGUGAGAUGCCUUUGUGUUUUUUUGCUGUUGGGGUGCAUCUAUACAUGGAGUAG